AUGACCACCACCGUGGAGAAGUCUAAAAACUUUCGCAUUGAUGCGCUGCUGGCGCACGACGCGGAACAGAGGGCGGACAGGGAUGGUGCGUCUCCGGGGUUGUACUACAGCAGGAGCCCCGGAGGCAGUCCGGUGUCAACCCGCGGCUCAGAGACGCCCUCCCCUCACCCAAACCCAACAAACUCCUCUCCAGCCCAGCCGGGAGUCCUGUCCAAAUCCCAGCUCUUCAACUUGUCCCAGUCAGGACUCACAGCUCUGCAGCAGGGGGGCCUCCUCGGAAUGCACCCUGGCUCCAUGUAUCCCCUGGCGGCCCUCGGAGGCCAGCAUCACGCCUUCAUGUACCCCGGCUUCACGCAGAUGAUCCAGCCAUACCCGGAGCAGCUUAAGGGGGCCACCAUGACCGCGACCCUGCCGCUGCAGCAAUGGAUCAGAGCCGGGAUGAUGAUACCCAGAGUGGAAGAGUAUGGAGCCCCGGCCCAUGCAGGCUUGUUGGGGAAGUGCCGUAGGCCCAGGACGGCUUUCACCAGCCAGCAGCUGCUGGAGUUAGAAAACCAGUUCAAGCUCAACAAGUACCUGUCCAGGCCGAAACGCUUCGAGGUGGCCACUUCACUCAUGUUGACUGAGACUCAGGUUAAGAUCUGGUUCCAGAACAGACGUAUGAAGUGGAAGAGAAGUCGUAAAGCCAAGGAGCAAGCAGCCCCGACCACAGAGACUGACACAGAAAGAGCGGGGAUGGAUAUGCACAGCGCCAAGCCUCAGACUGAUUCACACAGCUCGAGCCUAGAGGAUGAAGAGGAGAUAGAAGCAGAGGAUGAGGAUGAAAAAGAGGAGAUAGAGGUGUUGAGGGCAGGCUCUUUAGGCUCUGUGGGCUUCAUGAGGCAUGCUGGUGGAGGAACAGGGAAUUACAGCUCUUACACAGAGAAGGAACUGGAGCAGGGAGGGCCAAGAACAAGAAGCGAGGUUUUCCCAUUAUAG
Molecule: messenger RNA, 975 nt
Organism: Chelmon rostratus (copperband butterflyfish)
Lineage: Eukaryota; Metazoa; Chordata; Actinopteri; Chaetodontiformes; Chaetodontidae
Product: motor neuron and pancreas homeobox protein 1-like
Exons: 3
Coding region: 1-975 (324 amino acids)
Biological process (GO): regulation of DNA-templated transcription; spinal cord motor neuron cell fate specification; central nervous system development
Cellular component (GO): nucleus
Molecular function (GO): sequence-specific double-stranded DNA binding; DNA-binding transcription factor activity, RNA polymerase II-specific
Source: RefSeq, a predicted model, not a curated record